AUGUUGAACAAAAAUUGGGUGAAACUAAACAGAGCUACAAAAGAGUACACGGAUGCGGCAUGGGACUUUGUGAAAAUGGUAGAAAGAAAUUAUGGUUUUCCAAAUAAAAUUAUCUGUCCUUGUAAGAAGUGUCGAAACUUAAAUCAUCAUUGUGUUGAUGAUGUUUUUGAGCACUUAGUUAUAACCAGAAUGGAUCCAACUUAUCGUAUUUGGGUUCACCAUGGAGAGCAACCCAUUGAUACUCAAGUUGACGAAGUUUCGAAUGAUAUGGAUGCAUUUGAUUUAUACACGACUGCUGCCAUGGAUGAUGUGGACAAUAAUAUAGGUUGUGGAGGUGGUGAAGACGAUGAAUUUGUUAACGAAGAUCUUCAAAAGAAGUUGGAGGAUGCGGAAACUCCUUUAUAUGAAGGGAGUGAGAAAUACACAAAACUUUCAUCAAUUGUAGCUUUAUAUAGGUUGAAGAAUCUGAAUGGUUGGACAGACAAAAGUUUUACAAAGCUUUUAGAACUCCUUUGUGAUAUGUUUCCCAAAAACAAUGUACUUCCUGAUUCCAUGUACUCAGUUAGGAAAUUUUUGAGAAAUUUCGAUUUGAAAUAUGAAAAGAUUGAUGCUUGUAUUAAUGAUUGUUGCUUAUUUAGAAAGGAGAAGGCUAAAAUGGAUGUUUGUCCUAAGUGUAGUGUUUGUAGAUGGAAAGUUGAUAAACACACAAAUAAUGUUAAAGUUGGUGAGGCUGCCAAAGUUUUGAGGUAUUUUCCGAUAAUACCCCGAUUGAAAAGAUUGUUUAGAUCAAAAGAAAUGGCUGAAAACUUAUGGUGGCAUUUCACUCAUAAAAGUUUUGAUGGGAAGAUGCGACAUCCAGUGGAUACACCUGCUUGGGAUUCUAUUAAUGAAAGAUGGCCAGAGUUUAAUCUUGAACCACGCAACCUUAGGCUCGGACUAGCUACUGAUGGAAUUGACCCCUAUAAAAGUCUAAGCUCCACUUAUAGUUGUUGGCCAGUGAUGCUUGUUAUCUAUAAUUUACCACCUUGGUUGUGCAUGAGGGACGAAAAUACAUUUUUGUCAUUAUUGAUUCCAGGUCGUAAACAACCUGGAAACGAUAUUGAUAUUUAUUUGGAGCCUCUUAUUGAAGACUUAAACAAAUUGUGGAAUAAUGGAGUGCAUACUUAUGAUGCAUUCGACAAAAGCUUCUUCAAUUUGAAGGCAAUGUUGUUGUGGACAAUAAACGAUUUUCCUGCAUAUGGAAAUCUUGUUGGGUGUACAACCAAAGGCAAGACAGCUUGCCCGAUUUGUGGUAAUGAUACAUGUGCAACUAGGCUGAAACAUAGUAAAAAAAUUUCAUACCAAAAUACUAGGAGAUUUCUCCCGUUUGAUCAUCCAUAUCGGUCUAAGAAAGCAUGGUUCAAUGGAGCUACAGAAGAAAGAGCCCCCUCUAAAGUUUUGAGUGGCAGUGAAAUUGUUGAAGAACUAAAUCAAAUUACCAACGAUUUUGGAAAAAAUAUGAAUCCCAAAAAAAGGAGUCGGGAUAAUAAGGUGGAAGGAAUGUGGAAGAAGAAAUCUAUAUUUUUCAAUCUACCAUAUUGGGAGGUUUUGUUAGUUCGUCAUAAUUUGGAUGUUAUGCAUAUAGAAAAAAAUGUGUGUGAUAGUAUUAUUAGCACAUUGUUGGACUUGAAUGGAAAAUCCAAAGAUCAUCUUAAUGCUCGAUUGGAUUUAAAGGAUUUGGGUAUCAAGAAGGCCUUGCAUCCGGUGGAGAAAGAUGGGAUUAUACGACUUCCAGCAGCUACUUACACACUUUCUAGAUCAGUGAAGAAAAUGUUUUGCCAAAGGUUAUUUGAUUUAAAGUUACCUGAUGGUUAUAGCUCAAACAUUAGUAACUGUGUAGUAGUUGAGGAACGUAAGUUGAUGGGGCUUAAGUCUCAUGAUUUCCAUGUCUUAAUGCAACAAUUGCUGGUAGUGGCCAUUCGAGGAUUGAUGGAGGAUGGUCCAAGAGAGGCAAUUAUAAGACUUAGCAAAUUUUUUAAUGGAAUAUGCCAACAUGUGGUUGACGUAAAAGAAAUCAUAGAAUUGGAAGUAGAAGUAGUUGAAACAAUUUGUAUGUUUGAAAGAUAUUUUCCUCCUUCAUUCUUCGACCUUAUGGAACAUUUAGUUGUUCACCUUGGACGAGAAGUGUUAUUAUGUGGUCCUGUUCAAUUUCAAUGGAUGUAUCACUUUGAAAGAUAUAUGAAGUUACUUAAAGGGUAUGUGAUGCAACCUACACAUCCCGAGGCAUCUAUUGCUGAACGUUACAUUGUAGAUGAGUCAAUGCGCUUUUGUGCAUCAUUUUUGAAACAAUCUAAUGACGAAGGUUCCUUCAUUGGACGUAACGAAUAUAAUGAUAGUGAUGUGAUACUUGAAGGUCAUCCACUUCAUCGUGGUGUAACUGUUACACUAAAUGAUAAGGAUCUAGCUAGUGCACAUCGCUAUGUAUUAUUCAAUUUAGCUGUCACAGAGCAAUAUUUAGAGUGA
Molecule: messenger RNA, 2502 nt
Organism: Humulus lupulus (European hop)
Lineage: Eukaryota; Viridiplantae; Streptophyta; Magnoliopsida; Rosales; Cannabaceae
Exons: 4
Coding region: 1-2502 (833 amino acids)
Source: RefSeq, a predicted model, not a curated record